Molecule: messenger RNA, 1056 nt
Organism: Mycena indigotica
Lineage: Eukaryota; Fungi; Basidiomycota; Agaricomycetes; Agaricales; Mycenaceae
Exons: 3
Coding region: 1-1056 (351 amino acids)
Source: RefSeq, a predicted model, not a curated record
AUGGGCAGUCCACCGCAAGAAUGGGACGUCUGGGAGUUCUCCAACGAAUCCGUGUUGCACAGCCCCCUCACUCCCGCCUCCCACCCUCUCAUCUUUUCCGCCCUCUUUAACCUCCGCACAUGGCUUUUCUCUGACCCCCUGGGUCUCCACACGCUCACCCACCUCACCUUUGGCCGCGACGCGAAUGUACCUUGGGAAUCAGCUGUGUUCGCUGAGCGAAGAGAUGCUAUUCGCCGUUGGCUACAUGACGACCCACCCAGAAUCGACUUUACCGACGACGGCACGGCCUCGAUUAGCGAUACCAUUCCUGGCAGCUCGCAGAAGCUUGUCCGCAUCAGAAUAGCGCGUUCUAUUCUAAGGGCUAUACUCAAACUGGAGGCCGGCAUAGAGCAUGAAGACGACGGUGACAUCUCUGCAGGGAUCCCACCCCAGCUCUGGAUUGUGCUUUUCCUGUUUGAGAGGACCAUCCUCCACGAGCUGGCCCAUGCUGCCCGAUGUUUAUUCUCUGUCCCCGCGAAACCACUCCAUGCGCGCGAUAGAGAAGAGUGUGGCUGGGAAAUGGAGGCCAUCACUGGUGGCGCCGUCCAUGUAUAUAUGACUGGCCAGGAAGGGGUACGCAACCUCGAGGGGUCACGCAUCAUCGGCCUGGCCCUGCAAACAGGGAGAAACCCUGAUGUUUGGCGCUGUGUUGACCUCAACCAGCGCGACCUGCUCAAAAAACUCGCAAGCGUCGACUGGCGCUACAUCGAGUGGGACCUCGCCCGAAUGCCCCAAACAGUCAAUUUUCACGCCACAUCCGUUAUCUGCAGUGGCGGGGAGGUCGCCACCCCAUGUAGCGUGUGGGCCAACCUCGAGGAAGGCUGCGCCAGGGCGUUCACACAAACAGAGUCUGUCGCAUCGCCGUCGCUGUCUCAUGUUUCUGCUGGAUUCAGUGACCUGUCGGUCACCCUUACCGAUCAGCGCGGGCGCGCGUAUGUCGUGCAUAGUCGAGAGGGAAGCAGCAGCCCUGCGUCUGCGACAGCGUGGCCCCCCGCGCGGAAGUGGGGCACAUCAUAG